AUGUCAACUGAACAAGUGAAUGGUAAUGAUCAGGAGGCGGUUAAUUUCCCCACCACUAUUCUAACUUCAAAAUCUCCUGAUCAAGCUUCGUUAAUUAUUCCCAAUGCACUUAAUGCGUCAUCUCAAUUGGUAGGUAAAGAUUUACUCAGUUGGUUCAAUUAUUACGCCACUAUCGUUUCCAAUUAUAACCAAGGUUUGAGACAAUUGAUUGAUCAAGGUUCUAAAAUUAGCAAACAAUCUCAUGGUGGAUUCAGUAAUUUCCCAAAAAACUGGAAUAAUUUGAUAAACUCGUUACAAUUAGAAUUCCAAGCUAAUGAAACCGUUUACAAGAAUUUGAGGUUGGAAAUUAUCAAUCCAUUAAAAGAUUUGGCUGAAACUGACGUCAAAUUGCCUGAACUUUUGAUCAAUGGUCAAGAAUUGCAAGAAAUUGCAACCAACAUGAAAAAUGGUAAACAGGAUGCGGAAAUGCAAUGGAAUUAUAAAGCUCCUCAAUCAUUCGCCAAUCUUGAAAAUUAUAAAAAGCAUGAAACUCAGUUGUUAUUUGAUAUAAUAUUAAAUUAUUUCCAAUUGCAGAAUGGGAAGAUGACAAAGAGUUUAAGUGAUAAUGAAAACUCAACCAAUUAUUUGUUGGGAAAUUUCAAAUUAAACAAUGAAAUCAAGCAGCAAUUAGACUAUUUGGUAAACGCUGAGUUUGCGCCUGCACCUGAAAAUAGAGGUUAUGUCAAUGAUCAGAUUCAACAGCAACAACAAUUGAAUAAGAAUGCCCAUCCUCAUGCUGCCCACAAAAGAUUGAGUACUUUUGGUAGAACCACGAGUAAUGCUGAUACUGUUGCUUCUGGUUCCUCAUCCUCUUCCUCAAAGAAACCUUCAAAACUUAAAUCCAGAGUGGGCUCCAUUUUUGGAAGAAAAAAGAAGAAGGAUAAGGCAGUAGCACUUGAAUCGACCAUUCCUGAGAAUUCUGCACCAUCUACCGCUCAAAGUACGCCAAGAAUUCCACAAAGUAAUGUUGUUCCUGUACCUGCUCCUGCACUUGCUCCUGCACUUGCUCCUGCUCCUCCACCUCAACCACGUCCAACUGAUCCAAUCCAAUCUAGAGAAACAGUAAAGGAACAACCGCCAUUACCAGCUGAGAAGAAAACAGUAUUACCUGAACUUCCUGAAGCAGGUCAAGUAACUACCCACUUUGAUGGAACCACUCCCGAACCUCCAGUUAGACAAAUUAACAAUAUUCCUGAGUCUCCUAAUGUUGUAGCUUAUAAAGAUACAGACGAAGAAUCCUCAUCAGAUGAAGAAGGUCCUGAACAAAUUGAUGUUAGACAAAGAUAUGAAAUUGCUGAAGGUACUCCCGUAGCUGCUUUCCCUACACCUCCACCAACUGAAGCAAUUGUAGCUGCAAGAACCAGUUCAACCCUCGACCCUGGCUCACGUGUCUACAAUAGAAUAUCAAAUGAAAUCACCUCGAUUCCAAGAUCAAGAGAAAGUUCUGGAAAGUAUAGUUUUGAAGCAGGAGAUGAAGCAAAGCCUCUCGCUGCCACUCCAAGGAUGGAAACAACUGUCUUCCCUGAAACAAAUGGAUUACCUGAACCAAACUUGGAAGAAUCUCCAAAUAGAACACAAAAUGCCCCACCUCCUCCACCUACCAGAAAGGUUGUUACGCAUCAAGAUCUUGCGGAUCCUGGAUCAGAAAAGAAGGCAAGAAUUACUUCGCAAAUGUUUCAUAAUCUUCCUGAUGCUAGAGAAUCUUUUGCUGCUCCUUCAUAUACAAGCAGCUCUAUAAGACCGUUAUCUAGUCAAAAUACUGGUCAUUCAUUGAGAAGCAAUGAAUUGUUUAAACAUCAAGACUUUGCUGAUGCUAAUACCGGAUUAAAUGCUUCAGUUGCCGAGGUUAUUAAUGCCAACUUCAAAGAUGGUAAAUUGCAAAAGUCUAAUGUUCUUGGGGAAGUCGCGUUCAAUUACAAGACUAAUGGUGAAGAAAUUCCUGAGAGUAUCUCAGUGAAAAUCCCACAUCUGUAUGAAAAAGUUAUUGUUAACAAAUCGUUUAUGGAAGAUAUUGGCGAUGGCACUUAUAAAUUACUGUCUACACCUAUCAUUUCAAAAACUUUGGGUGGUGUCAAGUAUAUGGAUAGUCUAGAUGAAUCCAAGGUUCCAGUGAUAAUCCAACAAAUUUGGAAAUUUGAACCUCAUCAAUCGAGUUUAAUGGUUAGUCUUAGAUUAAACCCAAGCAUACAAUCAAAAUUGAAAUUAGACAACCUUGUUGUUUCUGUGGCUUUGAAUACUGAUAUUGAAGCUACUUCUGCGUCUUCCAAGCCUCAAGGUGCAUUCAAUAAGGAAAAGAAUAGAAUUACAUGGAGAUUCCCGCAAGCUUUGGUGUUGGAUCCUAGCCAUAAUGAAGAAAGAUUUAUUGCAAGAUUCAUGACCAAUGGUUUAGGUUCAGAACAUGAAUCAGGUGUUCAAUUGAAAUUCCAAAUUAAAAACUAUAAAUUCAUUUCCAUCUAUGAUAAUGACGAUCCUUCACAAGAAAUUCCUACUUUUAGUAAUUUAAUUACUGGUACUUACACUGGACAUUUGUGA
Messenger RNA from Spathaspora passalidarum NRRL Y-27907, 2571 nucleotides. RefSeq lists its product as uncharacterized. The transcript has a single exon. The coding region runs from base 1 to 2571 and encodes 856 amino acids. Lineage: Eukaryota; Fungi; Ascomycota; Pichiomycetes; Serinales; Debaryomycetaceae. The record is from RefSeq and is a predicted model, not a curated record.